AUGGAAGGCGCCGGCGGAGGAGGGAGUGGAGGGGGCAGCGGGGUCUCUUACCAGCGCUUCCCCCGGGUGCGGAUCAGGGAGAUGAAGGAUGAAUACAUGAAGUUCGAGCUGCGGGACACCGACGCCAGCAUGGCGAACGCCCUCCGUCGGGUUAUGCUGUCGGAGGUGCCCACCAUCGCCAUUGAUCUGGUGGAGAUCGAGGUCAACUCCUCAGUGCUCAACGACGAGUUUAUUGCUCACCGUCUGGGCCUGAUCCCGCUCUGCUCGGAGCGCGCCAUGGAGAUGCGUUUCUCCCGCGACUGUGACGCCUGCGACGGCGACGGCGAGUGCCCUUACUGCUCCAUAGAGUUCCAGCUCAACGUCCGUUGCGACUCUGAUCAGACUCUCGAUGUGACCAGCGCCGACCUCCACUGUCACGACCACAGGUUCCUUCCCGUCGAUGUCGCACAGCGCGCCCUGGCUGCUGAAGCUGCUGGUGGAUACGACGCCCCUGAGCAGAGGUGGUGGCGUUUUGUCGAUCCUCCCUCGCACCUUCUCUUGCAUCCAGCUUAUAAUUUGCCAUCGCUACGAGUCUCCUGACGCUUUGAAUCAGAUUUAUUAUCUGUGAUCCGCCUCCCUCCAUUUCCUCAAUGGUCUGGUCGCCAUGUCUGAUCUGAAUGCCAUCUCGAUUUGUACAUCAUUCAUACUACGAUGAUUGUUUCUGUGAUCGGCCUUGUGUUGGUGUUGCUUUAAUUAUUAUGUUUUCCUGACAACAGGGGCAUAAUUAUUGUUAAGCUACGGCGUGGGCAAGAACUAAGGCUUAGAGCCAUAGCAAGAAAGGGGAUCGGCAAGGACCAUGCAAAAUGGUCUCCUGGUGCAACCGUUACCUUUAUGUAUGAACCAGAAAUUCAUAUCAACGAGGAACUGAUGGAGACUCUGACUCACAAUGAGAAACUGAGCUGGAUUGAAAGUAGCCCUACGAAAGUGUUUGAUCUUGAUCCGAAAACCGACCAGGUAAGUGCCCUCAUCGUUCGGUCAAGGAGUCUAAAUUAAACAGGAAUAAUCCCACUUGCAUUCAGAUAGUCCCACAUCUGCUGAUGGGAAAAGUAAGAUUGUGAGUAAAAAAUAUGUGGGCCUGCUCCGCUCAUUAGAAAUUGGCUUUGAAAUGGAUGACCUGAUUCUUUCUGUGUUCAUGCAUUGGAGAGGGGUGCGAGACACCCUUGACUUGAAUUGAUUGUUACCUGCUAAGCUAUCAGACUUGUAAAAAAUGUCCAUUUCCACCGCAUUGAACUGUGCCUGUAUCGCCAGUACUCCCUCCUAGAAACCCAUUUACUGCUUCCAGAGAUAAAAAGCUAUCAUCUCCAGCAAUCACCAAGACUCUAUGCUUCUGAUUUCAUGGUCCCCUCGUAGGUGAUUGUGGCCGACCCUGAAGCCUACACCUACGAUGAAGAGGUCAUCAAGAAAGCAGAAGCCAUCGGAAAGCCAGGGCUUGUUGAGAUCUACGCCAGAGAAGACAGCUUUAUUUUCACAGUUGAAUCCACCGGGGCCAUCCCCGCUUACCAAAUGGUGAUGAACGCCAUAGAAGUCCUGAAGCAGAAGCUGGAUGCAGUCCGCCUCUCUGACGAUAUCCAAGACAAUGACGACCAGUUUGGCGACUUGACCCGGAAUAUCCAAGGGGCAGCCCUUUGA
Spirodela intermedia is the source of this 1668-nucleotide messenger RNA. The record is from the annotation of a GenBank genome assembly. Lineage: Eukaryota; Viridiplantae; Streptophyta; Magnoliopsida; Alismatales; Araceae.